Leptosia nina is the source of this 2028-nucleotide messenger RNA. The record is from the annotation of a GenBank genome assembly. Lineage: Eukaryota; Metazoa; Arthropoda; Insecta; Lepidoptera; Pieridae.
AUGAUGGAAAUACUAAAGUGUGCGAUAUUGUGCAUCAGUUUUUAUCUAGUCCAUUCUUAUGAAGUGCCAAGGGCGAAAUUUCAAGCUAUUUACCCGAAAGGAUUGAAAGUUUCUAUACAAGACGAUGGCUUCACGUUGGCUGCAUUCCAUGGUAAGCUGAACGAAGAAAUGGAUGGCUUGGAAGGCGGAACAUGGUCCGCAGAUAUCAGCAAAGCCGAAAAUGGAGAAUGGGUGUUCAGAGAUAAUAAUGUGGAAUUAAAAAUUGGCGACAAGAUAUACUUCUGGACGUAUAUCAUUAAAGAUGGUUUAGGUUAUAGACAAGACGACGGGGAGUGGACUGUCGAUGGAGCAGCGGCCAUCUGCGCAAAGGACGGCGCAGGUGCGAGUGGCGCAUCAACCCCGAGGGCAGUGGCCGGCGCGGCGGCGGAUGCGGCAGGCGCGGCGGCGGGCGCGGCAAGCGCGGCGGCGGGCGCGGCAAGCGCGGCGGCGGGCGCGGCAAGCGCGGCGGCGGGCGCGAUACGCGCGGCGGCGGGCGCGACAGGCGCGGCGAGCGCGGCGGUAGGCGCGGCGGCGGGCGCGGACGGUGCGGCGCGGAGGCAGGGCGCCGGAGGCGCGGCGCGCAAGGCUGGCGCGGGUGGUGCGACGGGCGCGGCAGUAGCGGCGGGCUCCGUAACGGGGAGCGCGAGCCUACGCCGCAACCGAGGAAGCGCCCUCGGGGAACCCCGCGGCGCAGGUGGGACGUCCCCAGCCAGGGACCGAAACAUCGCGUCCAGGGUCUCAGGCGAGCCCUGCGAAAGCGGAGGAAGUGGGACUCUAUUGAGUCUGGAGAGCGGAUGGGAGAGGUGUCGCAGUUACGUCGACGAAUUGGGUAAUCCAGUAAGCGUUGUCGAUGGAACAACAGCUGCCCCAACUACACAACCGCCUUCCACGACAACAGAAACGCCUACCACGACAACUGAGGCCCCUACCACGACAACAGAGGCGCCAAAGCCGAAACCAACAACAGAAGCCAGCCAAGAUCCAUACAAAUACCCUUGCGAGAUAUCCUUGAGUAAGGUUACAACACCUGGCUUUGUCUGCAAGGGACAAUUGCUAUUUGAAGAUACCUUUGACGGGGACAUUGAUAAGGGCAGAAUAUGGACACCGGAAAUCAAAAUGCCUGGACCACCUGAUUACCCAUUCAACGUGUAUUUAUACGACAAAAAUAUUCGGACAAGGGAUGGAAAACUAAUAAUCGAACCAAUGACUUUGGAGUCAAAAUACGGUGAUGGCUUCAUCUGGCAGGCUUUGGACCUUACUCUCAAAUGUACUGGUAAAAUCGGAACACCAGAUUGCUACCGAGAAGCUGCCGGCCCAGAAAUAUUACCACCUAUAAUCACGGGAAAGAUAAACAGCAAAAGAAGUUUUAGCUUCAAGUACGGGAAAAUAGAGGUUGUAGCGAAAAUGCCUCUUGGAAACUGGCUUAUUCCAGAGAUUCAACUUGAGCCGCGCUUCUACGAAUACGGAACGAGGAGAUAUGCCUCCGGAUUGUUGAGGAUCGCACUCGUUAAGGGAAACGUGGAAUUCGCGAAGAAGCUCGUCGGUGGACCAGUUAUGUCAGAUACAGAACCGUUUAGGAGCAUGUACUUAAAGGAAAAGGUUGGAUACGAUAAUUGGAAUAAGGAUUAUCACAAUUAUACUUUGGUGUGGAAACCAGAUAUAAUCGAACUGUUUGUGGAUGGCGAUAAGUAUGGUGAGGUAGACCCUGGUGAGGGUUUUUACCAAGAAGCGAGAAAACACCACGUUAGAGCAGCCUCAAGAUGGCUCACAGGAUCGGCUAUGGCGCCAUUUGAUGAACUGUUCUAUAUAUCUCUCGGUCUUCGAGUUGGUGGAAUCCACGAGUUCCCAGAUGCUCACAAUAAGCCCUGGAAGAACCGUUCAGCAAAAGCCAUGCUGCAGUUCUGGCAAAACCGGGACGAAUGGUUUCCCACUUGGUUCGCUGACACUAGUCCAUUGAGGGUAGAUUCCGUCAGAGUUUAUGCUCUGUGA